CAGCUUGCACCUGGGGCUACAAUUAGCUGGUUUGUCCAUUGUGUAGCACACCUUAAUCAAUUUGUUGAUAAUUAUAGCCUGUGGUGCUCCUAUGGAUUUUCAAAUGUCUCAAUCUGCAUCUUUGGAACAACAUGCACUUACUUUCGCAUAUAGCGAGGUUGAGGCCGCCAGGAUUAUUGAAUCAAGUAAAGGUAAUAGUACAUUUUUAACUUCUAUAUCUAAUCAAGAUGUGAUUAAGGAUUAUGAGAAAGAGAGGCGCAAGUUAAUUGGACUUGAAUUACAUGCGAUUACUCUGACUGAAUAUUAUCGGGCAAAACGUAUUCCAAGAGGUCUGCGUGUCAGUCUGCGCCCCACUAUAUUUAAUGACAAUUUAGAGUUUGCAAAGAAAUAUGAACAAAUAGUAAAUAAAUGUUCGUUUGAUAUAAUUCUAUUGAAUAUUGAGUACUUACAGAGAGAAGUUAUGGAGACAAAACAACGCCUUCAAACGAUUGAGUGUGAGUUGAAACAGCAAACUAAUACAGAGGUUUAUCAGGAACAGCUGAGACAUAUGGAGGAGAGCCUGUCUAAACAUCGUCAGUCCAUAGAGGAACGGAAGCGUUUGAAAUUCCAUAGAGAUGAGGCUGAUUACAACACUGGACGCAUCUACAGGUGGCAGCGCGAGUCAGGCACUACCUGGACACCUAGGGGUCCUAGGCGAGAGGGCCCACAGCAGGACUUGCGCUCCAUGCGUUCCACACGUCCCACGUGGUCUCCAGCAGGGGCAGGUCCAUCUCGAUCCCCACAAGGACAAGGAGGGGUGGUAGGAGACACCGGAGGGCGGAAGGACCGCAGACAGCAGCCACAACGCAGAGCACGGACUUUCAAAAAACGUUGGUAAUCAAUAUUUCAUCUCAUACCUUU
Molecule: messenger RNA, 900 nt
Organism: Xenopus tropicalis (tropical clawed frog)
Lineage: Eukaryota; Metazoa; Chordata; Amphibia; Anura; Pipidae
Exons: 2
Coding region: 92-877 (261 amino acids)
Source: RefSeq, a predicted model, not a curated record